GGGGGAGGGAGACAGGGCGAGAAGGGGAACUAUACGUCACUUUAAUUCUUUAGGGCUUCCAUGGGUGUGGUGGGUGGCGGGCUGUGCGUGGCGACUGUGCUGGUGCUGGGACUGGCGUGCGUGCUGGUGGGUAGGGUGGCUGGCGAGGGGGAGACGGUUCACAUCAUUUGUCACUCGCAUGACGAUGUGGGCUAUGUCAAGACGUAUGAGCAGUACUACGAGGAUCAAGUCCGGUUCAUCAUCUCGUCGGUCUCGGAUGAGCUGGCAAAGGAUCCGGAGCUGCGGUUCAUCCAGGUGGAGACGGCGUACUUUCAGAUGUGGUGGGAGGACGAGAGAACGACGCAGGCGCAGAGGGAGACGAUCAAGGCGUUGGCGGCGUCGGGCCAGCUCGAGUUUGUGUCAGGCGGCAUUGUGAUGAACGACGAGGCUGUGGCCCACUAUGAGCCAGUCAUCCAGCAGAUGACCGAAGGCCACUUGUUCCUUCUCAACACCGUCGGCGUGGUGCCUGCCUUUGGCUGGCAAAUCGAUCCGUUUGGCGCGUCGUCGGUCACGCCGUUGCUUUGGGCGGCGUCAGGCUUCAACGGCCAUGUCAUCCGCCGCAUCAACUGGGAAGAGUCGUUUGCGCUCAAAGCGGCGGGCUCGGAGGAGUUUCUCUGGCGCGGCGACGCUUGCGCGCCUGCAUCGCCGGCCUCCAACGUCUCGGACAUCUACACCCACAUCCUCGGGCUGACGUACUCUGCGCCGCACGGUUUCAACUUUGAGCAUCCAGACGCCAAACCGGCGACGCCGGAGAACCUACCGCUGCUUGCCGACGAGUUUUUUGCCAACGUGCUGGUGCGGCUGCCGUGGUAUGUCGACUCGGGUCAUGUGAUGGUCCCUGCUGGUGGCGACUUUGCGUACACCAACGCGUCGCUGAUGUUUCGCAACCAGUCGGCAGUGGUGGCGUACCUCAACGAGCACUCGGCGGCCAAGUAUCGCAACAUGACGUUUCGGUUCUCUACGGUGGGCGAGUACUUUGCCGCUGUCCAUGCCUCGCUUGCUGCGAGCGGGACGCGAGUCAACCAGUUUGUCGACAAGGACUUUCUCCCGUACAUCGAGCUUCCAGAGACUGACUGGACAGGGUUUUUCACCUCGCGGCCAUCGCUCAAGGCGUUCUCGCGGGCGCAGGACGCCAAUUUGCGCGUGGCCGAGAUGCUGUAUCUGCACGCGUUUCGGGCGGCAGGGAGUGCGGCGCAGUUUGCGCGGCUGGCGAGUGGCCGGUGGGCGCAGUCAAUUCUCCAGCACCACGACGCCAUUACCGGGACGUCCAAGCUCCAAGUAGUUGCCGAUUACAAGAAACAUCUCGCAGAGGCAACGGCCGCGGGCAACGCGCUAGCGUUUGACGCGCUGGCGCACCUCGGCCUCGCUGCCAACGUCUCGACAUCGGCGCGCAAGGGUCUUGCGCGCCCGCGCGCAGGCAGUCCGGUAACGUCGGCCGUUGUCGUUUGCAAUUCGCUCGGUUGGGCACGCUCGGACAUGGUUGCCGUCGACUUUGACGGUGUCUACGUUGACGGGAUGAGCGUCGAGGUGAGCCACGCUCGGAGCGGCGCGCAGGUUGCAGUCCAGCUCGACGGCGAGUGCGAGGCAACGGGCACGCGGCCGACGCUUUGGUUCCAGGCUGUGGAUGUGCCGGCAGCAGCGUGCGUCACGUUCAAGAUCGAACUCGCCGUAGGUAGUGGCGUCGAGCCAGAACCUGUUGCUGGCUGUGCGCGCGUGCCCGCGUCUGAUGGGGCGUUCACCAUCGACAAUGGGGUGGUCGGCCUCAAGUUUGACGCCAGUGCCGGCGUGACCGGAGUGAGGUCGGCCGACUACCGUGGCGGGGCGUGGUCGCUGCUCGACGUGGAGCUGAUCAACUACGCGUCGUCGCUCGGCUCGGCGUACGUGUUCCGAACCGACAUUGGUGUGGUGUUGGGCGGCCCGGCGGCGCUUGUGCGGAGCAGCGGCGAGCUUGUCGAGACGGUGACCGCAGUGUACACGGUCCACGGCAAGACGACAGUGAGCUGGCGCGUGUUUCAUCCACCGGCGCCGAGCGCGGAUCAGAAGCGGCGGAUCGAUGUGGCAGUGGCGCUCGGCCCGGUUGACGCGACCGGGGAUGGCACCAAUGUGGCGUUGAGGUUUGUGACGGAUCUUGAGGCCAAUGGCGGGUUCUACACCGACGACUCGGGCCUGCAGUACCGACUGCGGUUUACCGAGCCCGGCUCUGCACCGUCGUACUCGUACUACCCAGCGGUGUCGGGUGUGCACGUGGCGGCGUGGGGCGGCGGCGCUGCGCUCGGCGUGGCUGUGCCGUACACGCACGGCGCUGGAUCGCCGAGCAACGGCGCGUUCGAGGUUAUGGUUCAUCGGCGGAUGCUGCAGAACGGGUGGCCCAACGCCGGGCUCGGGCAGGCGCUCAACGACACAACCCGAGUCCAUCCGGUUUUCACCCUCGUGGCCGGCAACACGAGUCGCGCCGGUGUGGCGAUGCGAACCAAGCUGACGUACCUCAACAACAACCCACUCGCACUGUUCUUUGGUCAACUUCCACCACCCGAGCUUGCCGCCAGUGCCACGCCAUCAAUCCUGACCACAAGCUUGCCGGAGUUUGCGCAUCUUCUUACCGCCAAGGUCCGCGACGGCGGACCGGGCGCGCCGAUCAUGCUGCGGCUGGCGCGACUUGACCAGUGCGAGACCGAGGGUUCGGAAGAGCGGCUGUGCAUCCCAACCGCUGCCACAUUUGGCAGCGCCGCCUCGCUCGAUGAGCGUUCGCUCACGAUGGUCCUGCCGCGCGCCAAAGUUUCACGAUGGAGCUGGCCGGCGCCCAACCCUACAGCCGAGAUCGACGCUGGCGGCCUUGCCGGCGACAGCGCGGUCGACACCGAGUGCGUCGCGCUCUCUCCGCUGGAGAUCCGUGCCUUUUUCCUCCAUCCAGGCGUAUGAGCGCACCCACGCCACGACAGCUGUUCACUGAGUUGAACCCGACGAGGAUAGUGAAAGUAGCCAUGAUAAUGA
Thecamonas trahens ATCC 50062 is the source of this 3030-nucleotide messenger RNA. RefSeq lists its product as uncharacterized. The transcript has a single exon. The record is from RefSeq and is a predicted model, not a curated record. The coding region runs from base 61 to 2958 and encodes 965 amino acids. Gene Ontology annotation, biological process: mannose metabolic process. Gene Ontology annotation, cellular component: lysosome. NCBI's taxonomy places the organism in Eukaryota, Apusomonadida, Apusomonadidae. Gene Ontology annotation, molecular function: carbohydrate binding; alpha-mannosidase activity.